Molecule: messenger RNA, 681 nt
Organism: Alternaria burnsii
Lineage: Eukaryota; Fungi; Ascomycota; Dothideomycetes; Pleosporales; Pleosporaceae
Exons: 1
Coding region: 1-681 (226 amino acids)
Source: RefSeq, a predicted model, not a curated record
AUGCGAGUCCCUAUUGCUCAAAUUAUUUUCCUCGCCUCUCUGGCGUCCGCUCGUCCUCAGGAGCAGCCAGUGUGUGCUUCACCGUCGUGUACCGAAGCAGCGGAAGUUGUUCCUGCUAGACGUAACAUUCCUCUACCUACACCAACACCCGAACCCAACGCGAACCCCCAACCACCACCACGCCAAGUCAUCAACGACACAGCCAUCAUGAAUGCCCUAGCCGGUACCUACUCCCUGGUAAACACAUCUAGCACGCUCAAUGGCGUUUCCAUCCCGGACCUCCCCUAUGGGGAAGCCCCAGUCGGCCUCCUCAUCUACACAGCCACAGGUUUCAUGAGCGCAACCAUCACCGCCACAGAACCAGAGUUCCGUCCUAACCUUACUUUCCCUUACCAAGCCAACGACACAGACGCCGAUUGGGCGCAAGUUGGCAAGCACAGCAUCGGGUACGCUGGACCUUUCCGUGUCAAUGACGAGCUGCCUGCUACCGAGACUGAGGGUCAGAUCUUCCAUGGUCCGCUAACGGUGGCCAACGUGCCAACGUGGGUUGGUCAGAAUCAUAGGAGGAAUUACACGGUCGUUGAGGUGGAAGAGGAGGGCACAGUUGUCAAGUAUCUGAGGAUUGGAAGUGAACGUGGUGGAGGAUAUCGUGGUGUGCUUUGGUGGAAGAGGCUUGCUUGA